AACGAAUUUGCUUGAAUAUCCUUUCUUUUGAGAUCGCAGCAAUGCGCGACGGGUAAGCUAGUACUGUAUACAAUUAAGAUACAUAUGUAUAUAUGGCCGAAGGCCACAGUAAAGAUGUGGACAGACCAAACACUAGGCGACAUUUUCCUCCGGUAACCAGUCACGCGACAAACAAAUAUGGCCGCCUUCAUUAACAUCUCUAUUGUUGUCUGGACUGCUGAGCGUAACAAUCAACGAGAUGUUAUCUGUUACAUAACCCUUGUAUCAGCUUAUCUAAUCUAGUGAAGCUUUCAACAAGCCAGACAGGAAUUAAAAUGGCUGCUACUAAUGCUACAAUUAAUGAAAGUAUUCAGAAACACAAAGAUCUAUUUUAUAGAAUAUCUCAAGAAAUCUGGAAUCAUCCGGAGUUGGGUUUCGAAGAGGAGUUUGCCCAUCGAUUGCUAACGGAUUCACUCGACAAAUUAGGAUUUAGAACACAGAAAAAUUACGUACUUCCAACAGGAUUCAGGGCCGAAUUUUCUAACAACUGCAAAGGUCCGGUUGUGGCAAUUCUUUGCGAAUACGAUGCGCUUCCAGGUAUGGGGCAUGCUUGUGGGCAUAAUUUGAUAGCUGAAGCUGGCAUUGCUGCUGCAGUUGCCGUUAAAGCUGUACUCGAAACGGAUCCUUCCGUAGGAGGAACGAUCGUUGUAUUUGGAACUCCCGCCGAAGAAAAUGGAGGUGGUAAAAUUCACUUCGUUAAAGCUGGAGCGUUUGAGAAUGUCGACGUAGCUUUAAUGGUUCAUCCGGGAAGGAGCAAUAUAAUUUUCAAGCCUAACAUCACCCGUAUAAAUAUAACCGCCAUUUUCAAAGGAAUCUCGAGUCACUCUUCAGCGAGUCCAUGGCUAGCGAGAAAUGCACUAGAUGCUGCUGUUAACAGUUAUACUAGUAUAGGUCUUUUGAGGCAACAGGUCCAUCCUGAAUGCAGAAUUGGAGUUAUAAUCAGUAAAGGAGGCGAAGCGCGCAACGUCAUACCCAGCGAAGCUGAAAUGCAACUUGGAGUAAGGACUCGAAAUAUGUCCGAAUUGGAUGAAUUAGUCAAAAGGAUCGAAGCCUGUUGUCAAUCUGGAGCUGCUGCUGCCGGGUGUGACGUGGACUUCAUCACGGAAGAUGAUGCGUACGAUAACAUGUUUUAUAACAAACCGUUAGGCAUGCGAUUCAAGAAACAUGCCGAAGAACUUGGUUUACAGUUUGUGGAACGUUCAGAAGAUAUUGGUAGAGCCAGCACCGAUAUGGGUAACGUUUCUCAGGUUGUACCAAGUAUUCAUCCAGUGUAUCGUAUAGGGAAUACCCCCAAUCAUACUAUACAAUUUGCCAAUGUUGCAAGGAUGGAAGAAUCGCAUCUGUCUUCUUUACAAAUGGCAAGAGUGAUGGCUCGUACAUGCGUGGAUGUAUUCGAGGAUCAGAAACUUUUAGAAGAAAUUAAAAAGUAUUUUUUAGAGAAUAAAAGAGCAAUGUAAUUCUUCUAGUGUGGUACGUGUACAGGCCACACUGUGUUGCAGUACAACCUUCAAAUUAAACCCAUUAUAACAGGCCUGGCUCGGUAAGGACUCUAAAACUCUGGUUUAGAUGAGUUAUUAUGAUGCCUAUGAUAACUUACUAGAUCUUCAUCUAUACGGGAAUCGAACCCGAAUCCUCCAGAGUGCUUACUGACUUUCUUCUAAGAAAAUCCUUCAGUAGAGCUAAUAGA
Centruroides sculpturatus (bark scorpion) is the source of this 1726-nucleotide messenger RNA. Its product is annotated as peptidase M20 domain-containing protein 2-like. The record is from RefSeq and is a predicted model, not a curated record. NCBI's taxonomy places the organism in Eukaryota, Metazoa, Arthropoda, Arachnida, Scorpiones, Buthidae. Gene Ontology annotation, molecular function: dipeptidase activity. Bases 315 to 1496 code for a protein of 393 amino acids. The transcript has 6 exons.